Messenger RNA from Larimichthys crocea (large yellow croaker), 2461 nucleotides. It is a transcript of the gene znf395b, whose product is annotated as zinc finger protein 395b. The record is from RefSeq and is a predicted model, not a curated record. The transcript has 10 exons. Gene Ontology annotation, biological process: regulation of transcription by RNA polymerase II. Gene Ontology annotation, cellular component: nucleus. The coding region runs from base 327 to 1685 and encodes 452 amino acids. Gene Ontology annotation, molecular function: DNA-binding transcription factor activity; RNA polymerase II cis-regulatory region sequence-specific DNA binding. NCBI's taxonomy places the organism in Eukaryota, Metazoa, Chordata, Actinopteri, Sciaenidae.
GACAGACAGGCAGAGAGUGGAGGAUGCUGCCUCUGCUGCCUCUGCUGCUCUGGUAACCCCUCACCUAGAUCAUCCUUUUGUGCACAGCGCGCUGCAGGUUGAUAUCUCUGCGCUCCGUCCAGCUGUCACCGCCUGCAUUGGUUCACCCAGCAGACACACGUAGGCGCGUAUCCGACCGACCAACCCCCCUCUUCCCCCGGCAGACCGAAGAGCCGGCGAGCGGCGGGACAGCCAGGCAGUUUGGACAGGACGGAAAGGACAGAGGUCUCCGCGGACCGAGGAGGUGUGACACUGUGCUGAGUCCCCCCACUGUGUGCAGCAGCACCAUGGCAGCUAUGGGACCUGAGGGCAGAGCUGAAGCAGGGCCAGGCGGGACGCCAGUCUGCCCACCGGGACUACAGGCCUGCGUCUCUACAACAACGCACAACAACAAUGUGCCAGACAGGCAGCAGACUCUGAGCUGUGUCCAGGCAGAGAAAGCACUCGCAGGGCGUGGGCAUCACAGGAACAAGACAUCAGUUCACCUGCCGCAGAAGGAGGCCGAGCGAGGCUGGAGCAACCUGGCUGCUCCUUUACAAACUAUGGGACCCACAAUGCACCUUAGCAACGCGACAGCUACUGGAGAGGCGCCAUACAGUUUCCGCAGUCCAGAGUCGGUGGAGAUGGAUGAGAUCAUGGCAGCCAUGGUUCUGACCAGUCUGUCCUGCAACCCUGUGGUCCAGAGUCCUCCACAAACAGAUCCUGGACCAGCCGGCUCAUCGUCACCAGCUGACAUGGAGUGCGGUGGCGGCGAGCUCUCGGACAGCGGCAGCAGCGGCUACUGGAGCUGGGACCACGGCAAUGUGAGCCCCGCCCCCUCGCCGUCCGUCACAGAGAUGGACAGCAGUCCCGAUGAAGGCCUACAUAUGGAACUGGAGCAGGGAGAAGAGCUUAAUGCCAAAAAGCCAAAAAGCUCUUUCCGAGGUGUGUAUAAGUGUCUGUGGCCCAGUUGUGGCAAGGUGCUAACGUCUUCAGUCGGAAUAAAAAGACAUAUCCGUGUGCUGCAUCUGGGCAGUGGGUCAGACCAGUCCCAGAGAGAAGAGGACUUCUACUACACUAAGAUCUCCUGUGAGACUGUGGACCCCAACUCCACUCCAGCUCCUUCCCAGCAGGCUCUGGGCCAGGCCUCGUCCUCUCAUCUCAGUUGGGCAUCCAGCGGUUCUCCUUCUGCCUUAGGGCUCCAGAUCCCUCCGGCUCACAGGCCCAGAUCCAACUCCAGCUCCGGGCCCGGCCCGAGCAGGCCCAGUUCGCUCAGCCAGUCGGCCCCCAGCAGCUUCUGGCAGAUCCACUCGGAGCAUCUCUAUCAGGCCUGUAGCCCCGUCCAGGUAUCUGUGACCGCCAGAAGCCCCGGCUGCCAGGGUUGGACCCCCACAGCCUCCGUCUCUGGACACAGUAACACUCCGGUGGGUCUUGAAGACAGUUCACUGAUGGUGAAACCUCGUUGCCGGUCUGUCAGCGUCGGGGAACAGUGGCUCCAACAGAACAGGCUGCAGCCGAUGAGUGCGUCGCCCUCCCGCACUCACUGCUCCUUCAGGAAGGGUCGCGGGGAGGCCAAAAAGUGCCGCAAGGUGUACGGAGUGGAGCGCAAGGAUCAGUGGUGCACCGCCUGCCGCUGGAAAAAAGCCUGCCAACGCUUCCCCGACUAAAAAAAAAAGAAACAGCUGCGUGAAGGAGAAAGCGUGAGACACAAUGAGGUGGAUGGACGAAUGAGUGAUAAAAGAGACUUUUAUCAAAAAGAGGUUAUAAAUCAGGGCCCGAGAGCCAUCAAGAAAACAACUGUUCUUUUACUACAUGUGUUGUUUUUUUUUUACUUUCAACCUUUUUAUUUUCUUUCCUAAAAUGCAAUUGGAGUUUUCUGUAUCUUUGUAACUUGAUCCUGAAAACUGAAGUCUGCGUUGGUGCUAGCUGUUGGCUGACCUUGACCAUGUGAUGUGCUACAAGCCUACAAUACUCUCCUACUUUAUCCAAAGGUCAUAUUACUGCCCCUGUAGCUCCACUGUAUUAGACUGCUACUUGGCUGUUUCCUUUAUUCCAAUCCUCUCUUCCAGUGGUUACACAGUGGUUAUGAUGUACAUGAUAUUGUGUGCUUUGAGUUACGUACAAGUAUUUUAUACCUUUUUUUUUUUUUUUUUUAUCGUCUCGUUCAGCCCGUGUAUUGGGCUUUUUUUUUUUCUUUUCUUUUUUUGUAAUUUCAUGUUUUUUGGCACUUUGUUGGAAUAUAAACUCACAAGAAUAAGCUACAUUUGGUUUGACUCAACCAAGUACCUAUUUCCGUCCUGUGUUGGCAUACGACCAGUGUUAAAGGUUUUAUCCGUGAAGCUAUGGAGUCGUGACAAUGGGAUUAGCAUUAGGGGAAUGAGUUUGUAAUAGCAAUAAAAAAGAGGAAAUAUAUUGUCAAACACAAAUUAAAAAGCACUGAAUU